AUGAUCACCAAGUACUUCACCAAGGUGGCCGUUAAGUUCGACCCAUUUGCGGCAAGUGCAAAACCGGUUCGCCUAUUCCUUGCUCGGAUUCCUUCUCAACAGCGCAGUGGGUGCGCUGUGGACUUCAAAGUGUUGACCAACAAUGAAAAGCCAAGUGUCACGGUAACAUUCAAAGAUAAACAUGUCAUGACUGCAGACCCAGAGAAAAUGAGCUUCCAGGAUCUCAGCGCUCAUUUUGAUGGGCACUCACGGCAGUUGGCCCUCAAACAAGCAAUUUCGGACUAA
Messenger RNA from Clavispora lusitaniae ATCC 42720, 285 nucleotides. It is a transcript of the gene MRPL44, whose product is annotated as mitochondrial 54S ribosomal protein mL53. Lineage: Eukaryota; Fungi; Ascomycota; Pichiomycetes; Serinales; Metschnikowiaceae. Gene Ontology annotation, cellular component: mitochondrial large ribosomal subunit. The record is from RefSeq and is a predicted model, not a curated record. Gene Ontology annotation, molecular function: structural constituent of ribosome.